Molecule: messenger RNA, 2623 nt
Organism: Larimichthys crocea (large yellow croaker)
Lineage: Eukaryota; Metazoa; Chordata; Actinopteri; Sciaenidae
Gene: rap1gapb
Product: RAP1 GTPase activating protein b
Exons: 26
Coding region: 503-2566 (687 amino acids)
Biological process (GO): regulation of small GTPase mediated signal transduction
Cellular component (GO): cytoplasm
Molecular function (GO): GTPase activator activity
Source: RefSeq, a predicted model, not a curated record
AAGGAGAAGAGAGACUUGAGCAUCAGAUGCGGGCUGAGGAUUUGACUGAACAGCAUCUCUCUCUCUCUCUCUCUCUCUUUCUCGCUCUGCCUCCAGCAGACUGCUCACAUUUUUAUCCCCCCUCCACCGAUGCGACAAUAAUUAUUUCCUCCCCUUCAGCUUUUGCAAAUUUCCAAAUCACACACACACACACACACACACACACACACACACACACACAGAGACACACAGACAAACCUUUUGUUGCUCUCAUCGUCAUAACAACAGCGAGGAAGCGCGUCCACACAGAUCACCUCUCGUAAUUCUCGCCCCCCCAAAAAAGGAACAGCUGACAGGCAGAACAUAAAACUUGGCAGCUUACAGAGUUGACAAGAGCUUCUCCAGGACCAGAAUCUUAUGGAAACAAGAUGGAAGGAUUCCUCGUAUCUCUGAUGAAGUAGAGCCCUCACUAGCACACUCCCACCCUCCAUUUCAACUUCCCUCACUUUCAAAGGGUUUCAGAAUGGAUGAGCAAAGAUGCCCCCUUCCUCCCCCCCUCAAAACAGAAGAGGACUACAUCCCAUAUCCCAGUGUUCAUGAGGUUCUGGGUCGCAUCAGCCCAUUUCCACUCAUCCUGCUGCCCCAGUUUGGAGGCUACUGGAUCGAGGGGACCAAUCAUGAGCCCAAAGACCCACCAGAGGCUGAUCAACCCCCCUGUUCUACCUCCCACAUCAAACUGGAGACAAACAGCACUGCCAAAAUCUAUAGGAAGCAUUUCAUGGGCAAGGAACACUUUAAUUAUUACACCAUGGAUGCUGCCCUCGGCCACUUGGUCUUUUCCAUGAAAUAUGAUGUCAUUGGGGAUCAAGAGCAUCUGCGCUUGAUGCUUCGCACAAAGAUAAAAACCUACCAUGAUGUGAUUCCCAUUUCCUGCCUUACCGAGUUUCCCAAUGUGGUUCAGAUGGCCAAGCUUGUUUGUGAAGAAGUAAACGUAGACAGGUUUUAUCCCGUCCUCUACCCAAAGGCAUCAAGGCUGAUUGUCACCUUUGAUGAACAUGUGAUCAGCAACAACUUCAAGUUUGGGGUUAUUUAUCAAAAGUUUGGCCAGACAUCAGAGGAAGAGUUGUUUGGGAACAUGGAAGAGAGUCCUGCCUUUGUUGAGUUCUUGGAGUUUCUGGGCCACAAGAUUGAGCUUCAUGACUUUAAAGGGUUUCGGGGUGGGCUGGAUGUCACUCAUGGGCAGACAGGGACAGAAUCAGUCUACACAAGUUUCCAUAAUAAAGAGAUUAUGUUCCAUGUGUCCACCAAGCUGCCUUACACAGAGGGAGACUCACAGCAGCUGCAGAGGAAGAGGCACAUAGGCAACGACAUUGUAGCCAUCGUGUUUCAGGAGGAGAACACGCCCUUUGUACCAGACAUGAUCCAGUCCAACUUCCUGCAUGCGUAUGUGGUGGUGCAGGUGGAAAAUGCAUGUACGGACAAUGUCACCUACAAGGUGUCUGUGACAGCACGGGAUGAUGUACCUUUCUUUGGGCCUGCUCUGCCUGACCCUGCCAUCUUCAAAAAGGGCCUUGAGUUCCACGAGUUCCUCUUCACCAAGCUCAUCAAUGCAGAGUAUGCUUGUUACAAGGCUGAGAAGUUUGCCAAGCUUGAGGAACGCACACGUUCAGCCCUGUUGGAGACUCUGUAUGAAGAGCUGCACAUAAACAGCCAGUCCAUGAUGGGUCUGGGUGGAGACGAAGAUAAGCUGGAGAACGGGGGUGCAGGAGGAGGAGGAGGAGGCUUCUUUGAAUCCUUUAAGCGGGUCAUCCGCAGCAGAAGCCAGUCUAUGGACGCCAUGGGCCUCAGUAACAAGAAGUCAAACACAGUCUCCACUAGUCACAGUGGCAGCUUUACCCACAAUCCCGCAGAGAGCCCCAAAACCCCAGGGAUUUCAUUACUUGUUCCAGGCAAAAGUCCCAGUAAAUAUGGACGCCGAGGCAGUGCCAUAGGGAUAGGAACAAUAGAAGAGUCAUUGAUCAUUCCUGGGAAAAGCCCAACCAGGAAAAAGUCUGGGCCCUUCAGCUCUCGUCGCAGCAGCGCCAUUGGCAUUGAGAACAUCCAGGAGGUCCAAGAGAGGAGCCGGGAGGUAUCUCCCAGCACCCAGAGGACACCAGAGAGCAGCCACUUUUCACAGGAAAACAGAUCAGACAACUCCUCUAAUCACAGUUCUCCAGAAUUUCCUGCUACUAGGAACAGCUUGGCGAUGUGUUGCAGGGCAGCGUCCAUCCCUGAGGCUCAGGACCUUUCCCGCUCUUCCUCCAACGCCAGCAGUUUCGCCAGCGUAGUAGAGGAGCAUGAGGCAGAAGAGGAGUAUGACACUGGACUGGAAAGUGUGUCUUGUGUGACACCACUCAAGAAAGACUCCUUUGUGUACAGCUCUGCAGCCGAGGACAUCGCAUGUAGUACCAGCCAGGGAAGUUUUCCAGCAGCUUCUCAUCUUCAACAGCAACUGGAUGCAGUGAAGGCAUCAGAGCCAAAAGGGACAGACAGCCACCCCAAGACAGAUCAACUUUCACAGGAGAACAAGUUCUCAUCGAACUGUUAACCACACUCCUGUGAUUACUACAUCAACGUCCAUUUUGAGCAUUCCCAUAUGAGGCAU